ACAGAAUUCGCAAUCGAAUAGCAGCGGCAGCAGCGCUCGCGACUGUCUAAACGCACCGCAGUUAGCGCCAGCUAAGCAGCAGUAGCAGUAACAGCACCGAGAGACGCACACACCUCGUGUUCGUGUGCCAGCGCAGCUCAAGCGGAGAGCCUCGAGCAACGAACGAAGCCCGGUGCAGUCUUCAUCGAGCGAUAGCUCUGGUAUAAAUCUCGAGCUUCCAUCCAUCCAAGUUCGACUUAAUCGGUGGGCCCAGGAACUCGUGUGGUUCACUACUCAUCGUCAUACCUCUUCCCGAAACAAGAAGCCCGUGAAAUGGACGACGUCAAGAAACGUAGUGACAGUCGUAGUCCAAGUCCAAGACGUUCAAGGGCUGAUGAAGAUAUGCCAGAAUCACGAUCCCACUCUAAGUCAAGCAAGUAUAGAGAACAUAAAGAUGGUCAUCGUUCGAUGAAAAACUAUUCUAGAUCACGUAGCAAUUCCAUGAGUCGAAGUCGUAAAUCUUAUAAGAGUUCAAAAUAUGAAAACCGGCGUGGAAGCAGAAGCCACAGUCGCUCCCCAUAUCGAAGCAGCCGAGUAUCAAGAAGUAGAUCACGAUCAUACUCUAGGUCACGAUACUCAAAAGAUAGAGGCAUGUUUAGAUCACAUUCAAGAUCUCCAAUGUCAUCGAGAAGAAGGCAUGUAGGCAACAGAGAUAAUCCUUGCCCAAACAGAUGUUUAGGAGUUUUUGGAUUGUCUAUUUGUACUACAGAGGAACAACUGUACCAUAUAUUUUCAAAGUAUGGACCUGUUGAGCGUGUCGUCGUUGUCAUUGAUGCUAAGACAAAACGUCCCAAAGGCUUCUGUUUUGUAUAUUUUGAAUCAAUGCUGGAUGCUAAAGCAGCAAAAGAACAGUGCAGUGGCAUGGAAAUCGAUGGUAGACGCAUUAGGGUAGACUUUUCCAUAACAGAAAGGGCUCAUACACCUACUCCAGGAAUUUACAUGGGAAAGCCAACUCAUGUUUAUGAAAGUCGAGGCAGCAGUGGUGGUGGUGGUGGCGGCGGUGGCAGUUGGGGUGAUAGUGGCGGUAGACGCAGAGAUCACAAUAAUCGUAGUAGUCAUCGACGUUCGCCUAGUCCGUACUAUUCAGGGUCAUCGAGUCGUCGCCGCUCAUCACGAUAUGAAAGAUCCAGAUCACGCUCGUAUUCGCCACGUCGAUAUUAAGUCACACAAUUUUGAUGAGAGGCCAGGUGUUGGAAGCCACUUGCGCGACAUGAUCCUUUGACCUUACCCAACUUAAUUUACCUCUAUGCAUAUAGGCUCAGGAUCAUUUGAAUACAAACGUCAUGUUCUAUCGCUAUUCUCACCUUCCUAUACAAUGUUCAAUACUAUACGGAUAAACAUGAAUAAAAUGUCUCAAAUUUCUAUUUUUUGCUUAAAAAUAGAAAAAUUAGAAUGAACUGUAAAAAUAUUUUCCAAACUCGAAUUUUCAAUUUUAUAAACUUAGAAUCAAGUAAUUUAGAUUAAUGAGUUAGAAUUUAUUGUAUGCAAAAAAACUUACAAUGUAAAAGCUAGAGUACAUCAAGUCGUCUAUUUUAAACUCAUGUUUACACUUGUAAUUAUUCAAAACUUGAAUAAAUUAUGACUGAAAAUGAUACUCCAGCUUUCUAGCAACUACAA
Trichogramma pretiosum is the source of this 1656-nucleotide messenger RNA. RefSeq names its product transformer-2 protein homolog beta. NCBI's taxonomy places the organism in Eukaryota, Metazoa, Arthropoda, Insecta, Hymenoptera, Trichogrammatidae. Gene Ontology annotation, cellular component: spliceosomal complex. The record is from RefSeq and is a predicted model, not a curated record. The transcript has 5 exons. Bases 313 to 1200 code for a protein of 295 amino acids. Gene Ontology annotation, biological process: positive regulation of mRNA splicing, via spliceosome. Gene Ontology annotation, molecular function: RNA binding.